AUGGCUGAACCUCACCCGCCCCGCUUCGCGGUCGUUGGAUGUGUGCACGGCUCACUCAACCAGAUUUACGCUGAUGUCAAGGUUGAGUGUGAAAAACGAGGCUGGGACACUGUCGACGCAACCUUGCGCAAUUGCAAUGACGCGACGUGCAUCAAAAUGCCUGACAAGUACAAAAAACUUGGUGACUUCGCUCAUUAUUACUCCGGUGAGCUCACAGCUCCCUAUCUCACUAUCUUUGUGGGCGGAAAUCAUGAGGCAAGCAACUACCUCCGCGAGCUUCACUAUGGAGGCUGGGCAUGCCCCAAUAUCUACUUCCUGGGAGCCGCAAAUGUUAUCCGCUUAGGACCUGUCCGUAUCUCAGGAAUGUCUGGUAUCUGGAAAGGCUACGACUAUCGUAAGCCUCACUCUGAGCGCCUCCCAUACAAUAACGAUGAUCGAGGGAGCAUCUACCACGUCAGGGAGAUUGACAUCCGCAAGCUGCUCCAGGUCCGCACCCAAGUGGAUGUUGGUCUGAGUCAUGACUGGAUUCGUGGUAUCGAGAACUUCGGUGAUUCCAAGGGUCUCUUCCGGAGGAAACCUUUCCUCCGCGAGGAUUCAAUGACAGGAAAACUGGGCAACAACGCUGCUCUUCAAGUUGUGGAACGUCUUCGGCCUCGGUACUGGCUGUCGGCCCAUCUGCAUGUUCAAUUCGCCGCGACUAUGCCCCAUGAUGGCGUUACCUUACAGAAAACCGAUCCCACCCCUGGUGAGCCUGUUGAGUGGGCUGUGAUCGACGUCGCCGGUUCGUUGACAACAACUGUCCCGGCUACCCAGUCUCAACCAUCCGCUUUUAUGGAUCUCGACAGCAAUUUGAACAAUACGAUGUCGUCCCCAGACACUGUGGGUAUUAAUCCUACCUCAACUGCCUCCGAUCCCGCAUUGAACGUCAAAUCUCCCGCCAUCGGUGACAUGGCAACGCGUCUUGCUGGUUGGAACAAUUUCCAGCCAAUUGCUCGCAAGGCCGAGGUUGAUGCAACGCUCAAUCUGCGCGAGGAACUUCAGCAAGCCGGGUCUCGGACUGUGAAAGCUCCUGAGACUCAGUGGAAGCGUGUGACCUUCCAUAAUGGUGACCGCCGAGUUGAUCCUGCCAUUCGCAUGGACACUGCCUCGCCGUCAAAAAAGCUUAAGGUCGAGAACAAAGAAGAGAUCGACCUGGAGUCUAGCGAUGAUAAUCUUGACACCGUCGGUAUUGAUUCUACCGUUCGCAUGAACCCUUCCUCGCCGUCAAAGAAGCUUAACGUCCAGAACGAAGAAGAGAUCGAUCUGGAGUCUAGCGAUGACGAUCAUGAUGCCGUCGUCCCCCAAGAAUUGCUUGGUUCGCAUCAGAAUGCCAAGCUUCAGAACAACGAGGAGGUCAGCCUGGAGUCCAGUGAUGAGAGCAUGUCGUCUCCAUCUCGAAAGGCCCCUCAGGGUGUCUCCAUAUCGGGCCAUGUUGAUGUGAAAACCGAGCCAAUGGGUUUGUCUGAGAUUACUGAUGGCACCGCCGAAUCUAGAUCCCAUGUAGAUCAGGCCAUACGCAACAGUCUCCCGGCCAGUCUCUCUCGCCCGGUUCCUCCCCCACCUCGAGAAGUCAAAAUGACUCACCCUCCGGCGAUUCACAAUAAGUUCACUCGAUUCUUGGCCCUUGACAAGCCCAACAACCACGAUCCGUACCUCCAGCUUGUGGAAAUCCAUCCCGUCUCGAACCAGGAAUCUGUACAGUAUGAACGACCUUAUCAUCUGCAAUACGAUAAGGAAUGGCUUGCAAUUACUCGUGUCUUUGCCGGUGAUAUCCGCAUUGGCGAACCGACCAUCCCCGUCCCUGUGAAUCUAGGGGAGGAGGAGUACCUCCGCAGGAUUCUGGAAAAUGAGCAAUGGGUUGAAGAAAACAUCGUGCAGAAGGGUCUGAUGGAUGUUCCUUACAAUUUCGAGCAUAGCUCCCCAAAAUACGAUCCUUCCGUCCCAAUCACCACUUCAGAUCAGCCCCUGGAGUACAGCAACAUCCAAACCACGAAGUUCACCGAGUUGCUCCAGAUUCCCAACCCGUUCGCGAUAUCCGAGGAGGAGGCAAUUGCCAGAAACGAUGCCGGCCCUCGUCCUAUGAAUCAUCGUGCUUUCGGUGGUGACCGUGGUCACCGUGGCCGAGGCCGUGGCCGUGGUGGACGUGGUGGAGGACGCGGCGGACGUGGCGGUGGUGGCCGAGGCCGUGGUGGUAAUCACUGA
This is a messenger RNA of Penicillium atrosanguineum, 2241 nucleotides long. RefSeq names its product RNA lariat debranching enzyme. Gene Ontology annotation, biological process: mRNA splicing, via spliceosome. Gene Ontology annotation, molecular function: RNA lariat debranching enzyme activity. The transcript has 3 exons. Gene Ontology annotation, cellular component: nucleus. The coding region runs from base 1 to 2241 and encodes 746 amino acids. The record is from RefSeq and is a predicted model, not a curated record. NCBI's taxonomy places the organism in Eukaryota, Fungi, Ascomycota, Eurotiomycetes, Eurotiales, Aspergillaceae.